This is a messenger RNA of Paramuricea clavata, 1250 nucleotides long. Lineage: Eukaryota; Metazoa; Cnidaria; Anthozoa; Malacalcyonacea; Plexauridae. The record is from the annotation of a GenBank genome assembly.
AUGGCUGAGAGUGUAGAGUACAAAGCAGCAUGGAUGGAAAGGGUGAGCGGUAUGCUAGAUGAGUACGAUGAGGAAUACUCAGACAUAUGGGAGGGGGACCUUUCAAACGCUGAGCUUGAGGAGCUUGACACAAAGUAUCCCGGAUACCGAGAAAUGGAUGUAACAACAAUGGACUCUGAGUUAGAUGUGCUAUCAAGGAAGGUUCGCGAAACGGAGGAUAGUUAUGAGAAAGAUGAUAUUGAAAGGGAAAUGGAAUAUGUUAAGGAAUUAAGAAACAGAGCAUCCUGGAGGGAAAGGGAAAUGGAAUCAUACCUUAGCUCAACACAUAGAGUCCUGAAGGAAAAGGUAAAGAGGCAAAAGCAGGUGUAAGGAAAAGUGACUAUGGUGGGAAGCUGACAAAAGUGAAGGGUGUACUGGAGAAACUAGGUUUCGAUCCAAAUGAGCCUGAAGAGGAGCUACAGAAGGAGGAAGAGCUACGGCAGGAGGAAGCUAGGAAGAAGAAGGAAGAGGAGGACCGUAGGAAGGAAGAGGAGAAGAGACGUCUGGAGGAACAAAAGAAGCUUGAGGAGGAAAGGAAAAAGCAUAUGGCGGAGGUGGAAAGGAAACGUAUUGAGGAAAGCAUAAAGGCGGCAGCUGCAGGUGAGAAGGAGGAGAGGGAGUACUGGAAAAGGAAGCUUGAAGAGUGGGAUAAGGAAAGAGCGAAACCUAAGGAACCUGAGAAGGUGAAACCUAAGAAGCAGCCUGAGGAUACUAAAGAGCAGCCUAAGAAGCAGCCUAAGGAGCAGCCUGAGAAGGUGAAACCAAAGGAGAAGCCUGAGAAGGAGACAUCAGCUGAGGUGGACAGUGAAUGGGUAGAUGAAACCUACAAUUUUGAGAGCCUUCUGUUUCAGACUGUGGAAGAUACAAUCAGCGUAGAAGAUCAACCUGUUUACAGUGGAGAUACCAAGGAAAUCCUACUAAGAAAUGUGAGGGAAGAUCUUACGAGGUAUGAGAAGUUCAAAUCAUGGGUUGAAAGAAACUUUGCAGGUAUACUUGCCGGUAUUACAGUGUCAGUAGCUGCAUUGCUAACAACAAUUAUAAUUCUGUCUAGAAAACUAGCAUCGGUCACUGCAGAGGCUGCUAGUGGAUGCGGAGGACCUUCACCUUCUCCUUCCGAUGACCCAAAUCCGGGAGAAAAGGUAAUUAAAUUCUUAUCGUCAAAUCUAUGGGUUAUAGCUAUAGGUUUAGCAUUACUGUGCAUGAGAAGGUAA